Dama dama (fallow deer) is the source of this 990-nucleotide messenger RNA. Its product is annotated as olfactory receptor 52D1-like. Gene Ontology annotation, biological process: G protein-coupled receptor signaling pathway. The coding region runs from base 1 to 990 and encodes 329 amino acids. The record is from RefSeq and is a predicted model, not a curated record. The transcript has a single exon. Gene Ontology annotation, cellular component: membrane. Lineage: Eukaryota; Metazoa; Chordata; Mammalia; Artiodactyla; Cervidae. Gene Ontology annotation, molecular function: G protein-coupled receptor activity; olfactory receptor activity.
AUGAAGGGAAAACUGAAACAUCUGACGAUUAUGUCAGCAUAUAAUAAGACUGAUAUCUAUCCAUCAACCUUCAUUCUCAUCGGCAUUCCUGGAUUAGAGACUGCCCAUAUCUGGAUCUCCAUCCCCUUUUGUGUGGUCUAUCUCUUGGCCCUACUGGGAAACUGCUGUCUUCUCUUUAUUAUCAAGACAGAUUCUAGCCUCCAUGAGCCAAUGUACCUCUUCCUCUGCAUGCUAGCUCUGGCUGACCUUACUGUGUGCACUACAGCUGUGCCCAAACUUCUCAGCCUCUUCUGGUUCCAUGAUGGAGAGAUUCGCUUUGAAGCCUGCCUCACCCAAGUGUUCCUGAUUCACUCUUGCUCCACCAUGGAGUCUGGCUUCUUCCUGGCAAUGGCUUUUGACCGUUAUGUAGCCAUUUGUAAUCCAUUAAGACAUGCAUCUAUUCUGACACAUUCGACAGUUGGGGGCAUGGGUCUAGCAAUUGUAUUCCGGGGCACAGCACUUCUGUUUCCUCAUCCGUUCUUGCUACGGUGGCUUCCCUAUUGCAGAACCAAUAUCAUUUCCCACACCUACUGUGAGUUCAUGGCGCUCAUCAAGAUUGCCUGUGCUGAGACCAGAAUCCGCAGAGCCUAUAGCCUCAUUGUUGCAUUUCUUACAGGAGGAGUGGACUUCAUAUUGAUCAUUUGUUCUUAUGUCCUCAUACUCUACACUGUCUUCCAUCUCCCAUCCAAGGAUGCCCGACUCAAGACUUUGGGUACUUGUGGCUCUCAUGUCUGUGUAAUCUUAGUGUCCUAUACUCCAGCCUUCUUCUCUUUUCUUACUCACAGGUUUGGGCACCAUGUGGCACCCCAUGUCCACAUAUUUGUGGCCAAUAUUUAUCUCCUAGUCCCUCCCAUGGUGAACCCCAUCAUCUAUGGGGUAAGGACCAAGAAGAUACGAGACAGGUUUCUUCAAUUUUUCAAAGUCUCUGAAAUAAAUAUUUUUUAUGCAUAA